Molecule: messenger RNA, 1638 nt
Organism: Bipolaris maydis ATCC 48331
Lineage: Eukaryota; Fungi; Ascomycota; Dothideomycetes; Pleosporales; Pleosporaceae
Source: RefSeq, a predicted model, not a curated record
AAGGAAAAUAUGCUUCAUUUGUAAAACUUGCUCGGUCCCCGAGGAGAAGAGAGAACCACCCCCCCCCACCCCCCCUUUGGAAGCAAAGCAUUUGCAAGUUUUGUCACUCUGUUUUUUUUGGUUGUUGUUGUUGUCACGAGUUUGGAGCGGAGAAACGACGAAAGACCAUUUUUUUUGGUUCUAUUACUAUCACAUUCUCACUUCCUUCCCUUUCGCACGUCUCUCUCUCUCUCUCUCUCUUUCACAGAGUACGCAAAAGAGAGUGCGUCAAGACGUUUCAAGAUGGCGAUGACGAUGCCGGAUGCUGCGCUGCCGACGGGACCUGGAGGUAUGCCGGGUUACAUCUGGAACUUACCUGCGAUGCCGCCGCCCGAGGGGCAGACGUCGAAUUUUGUGAACCCGGAGACUCGCGAUAUGGAGUUGAUUGUUAUGAACGCCGUGUUUUUGAGUGCAACGGUGUUGGCGGUGGUGGUGCGGUUUGUGGCGCGGCGUACGUCUAAGGAUGUAGUUGGCUGGGAUGGAGUGAUGUGUAUUAUUGCGACGAUGGCUUCGGCUGCGCAUAGCGGCCUUAUGAUUUCGGGUCUCAGAAUUGGAUAUGGAAGGCAUCUUUGGGAUAUUCGCGCAGUCACCUUAACGCAUUCAAGGCUACUGCAACUCAACCAACUAUCCACACUAUACAUUGUCGGUAUCUGCUUUGCCAAACUAUCCGUCCUGCUGCUCUACCUCCGCUUCUUCAACGUCGUCGAAUUCACCCGCCAUCUCAUCUACUUUGGUAUCUUCUUAACGCUAUUUACAUCUGCGGCGUUCAUGGGCCACGAGAUUGCCCAGGCAGUGCUCUGCAUGGGUGUGUCGGCUGUGACGAACCAGUUCUGUAAAGCAGUCAACAAGGUGGUGACUAUCCAAGCUGCUGUCAAUGUCUUUAUCGACUUUUACAUUCUGGUAAUCCCGCUGCAGCAGGUGUGGAAGCUGAAUAUGGAUUUCCGGAGGAAGCUUGGAGUUGGUGCUGUUUUUGGAGUAGGUCUAGUGGCAUGUAUUGUCAGUGUUGUUCGCAUGGGUUGGUCGAUUCGGAAUCUCAACGAGUCUGAUCAUUUCUGGGCGGCCGUUCUGACCUCGGAGAUGACGAUUGUGGAGAUGAACACAGUCAUUAUUGCGCCUUGUCUGGUGUUUGCACCCGCUUUUGUAAAGCGCAGCAGAAGCGGAAUUUCCAGCCUUCGGACAAGGUUGGUUAGCAGCGGGCAAAGGACGCCGUCGAAGGACUCGCUCUCAGAUGUAUAUCACGACAAAACAUACCGCAACGCCUCAAAGCCUCAGAUUGUGCCACUACAGUUUGUUACGACUCCUAAAGACUACAUUGAGCCUGCGAAACCCUCUACCGCAUAUAGUCGGUAGGUCUCUGUUGCGAUGAUAUUGAUCAGGAGGUUGGCUCCAACUUGUAUGCUUGCCCAAGUUUGGAACCAAGAGGUUUUUGGAGACCUUGGCCCAAGAAUUUUUCUUGGCCAACUACAAGUAGCCGACGGACUUGUGUAUUAGGUCUAAAAUUCGUUCAUUUCUUACACAAUACCCCUCGUUGAAUCAAUUCAGAAGCGUAUUUAUUGCAGCUGAGCUACCAGAUCCUUCUCCAUGAUACCAGUAGACAUU